GUCUAGAGGUGGUGUUCGUGAUGCGCAGAGGUGGAGGAAUUUGGGAUUCAUUGCGCACCCGUUUCAAUAUGGAUUACUUUCGUUCAGCAAACAUCAGCAACAUGGCAGACUCAAUGAAAAAAUUUGGUGCCCAAACGGCAACUUUCUUCUCAAGGGCAAAGCAGUACACAGAGGAGCAACUUGGUACAUCCGAGAAGACAGUUUUCGACGCACGAUUUGAAUCUCUGGUUGAGAAGGCAGAUCGCACGAAAUACUGGACAGAACGUUUGCUAAGGCAAACUGAAGCACUGCUUCAGCCUAAUCCAGGAAUGAGAGCUGAAGAAUUUGUUUAUCAAAAAUUAGACAAACCGAAACCUCCCCGUCUGACCGAGAGUGAAUCACUGGGCCAGUCUAUGAUUGAAGCUGGAAAUGAUUUUGGCCCAGGAACAAAUUAUGGUAGUGCACUGGUCAAAGUUGGAACAACAGAAAAAAAGCUUGGCCAGGCAGAGAGAGAUUUAAAGGCCAAGUCUAUGACGCACUUUCUCCAUCAGCUUAAGACCUUUUUGGAAGGGGAUAUGAAAACAAUAUCAAAAGAACGCAGAACUCUCUUGGCUAAAAGAUUAGACCUGGAUGCAUGUAAAACUAAAGUAAGAAAGGCUCAAAGUCCGGAGAAGAUCCAACAGGCUGAGGCAGAUUUGCGUGUGAGUCAAGGAGAGUUUGACAGACAGUAUGAAGUGACCAAACUUCUUUUGGAUGGAAUAAGUACUGCUCAUGCCAAUCACCACAGAGCACUUAUGAAUUUUGUCGAAGCUCAGGCUCAGUAUUAUGCACAGUGCCAUGCAUACAUGGCAGACCUACAAAAGCAACUGGCCAGUCCCCCAGGUGAAGCCGCCUUGUCCCUUGUACCUCCCUCUGCACCACCUCCUGCUGACACCUCCAUUGGGUUGGACCCUAACACUAUCCCUCGGCCAUCACUGACCAGGAAGGCUAAAGUUUUGUAUGAUUACGAUGCUGCAGACAAGAAUGAACUCUCGUUGCUUGCUGACGAGGUAAUCACGGUCUACAGCGCACCCGGCCUGGAUUCUGAUUGGAUGAUUGGCGAGAGGGGAAGCCAGCGCGGGAAAGUACCUCUUACGUACCUGGAGCUACUGAACUGAGUCUAAUAAUAUUUACAACAUGAUUAAAUGCUUUUCACUAGUAUUAGUAACAAAUUUAUGGAGGCGGGUAAGGAAGCUUAAGGAGAAUUUACGUGUGGACAUUGGGGACGAUAAUCUAACGUGUACCCAGAGUGAGAUAUUUUUUAGCGCAAGUAGUUAGGCCGAUCAGAAUCUCUUUAAGGUUUAUUUCGAUCUGGCGGCCUUUGCGGAAUAAUGUAAAACGUUACUUCACAAUAGCAGAUUUGCACGUUGUCAUCAUCUGACUUCAACUACCAGAAUUCCUUUCGUUUUUUCUUUGUUAUUUAAAUUGUGAAUUCCCAGUGGGGUUUAAGUAACAACUGCCCUGAUUAGAAUAAGAAACAGAAAAAGUGAAGGAUUCUGGUAGUCAAAUGACGCCAUCAUGCAAAUCGCCUCUUACAAGGCGCUGUUGUCCGUUAUAUAGUGUUAACUCAAGGUUUUUCACGCGAGAUCACGCGGUUGCCGAAUAUUAAGUUGAUUUUCUCCUUUUUGUAACUAAAAUUGUGCUUAUUUUGUAGUGUUAAUUGGAAAAGGGAAUUUUGAGUCAGAAGGUCAAAAUUUAAAAUGCUGCAGUAAGAGGGGUUUAUUGGUGAAGUGGAAACGAACUGUGAUACAUAAACAACAAAUAUUCUGAAUGCCAUGUAAAUUGUGUUCCUUUAUAAAUAACGCAUUGAUAGACAUAAGUCUAAUACAGGAACAAAGUUGUUGUGUUGGAUCUGUAGAGUAAGUCUGUACAUUCCUUUGGUUAUGGUUUUCAAAGUUUUCAUAAGUGAUAUACAGCGUUGUAUUUUAGUACAAAAUGACUAGUACUGCAAUGAGGGUGGGAGGGGGGUCGUUAUAUCGAGAAUUUCGUCACGUUGGGGUGGUUCAAGGUCAUUCUGGCGUAUUCUGGCGCAUUCUGCAGGAACAUUUGAAGACUAACACAGGGCUGGCUUCUCGUAUUUUACUCUCUUUGGCACGAGGCUGAGUGCACUUCUUGUGUAUCGACAAUUUCAAAGUUAGUGAUUUAAAUAGAUUACGAGCAGUCGGUGUUCGUUCCUGAAUUUCUGCGCGCGAUUGGAAAGUUAAAAUUAUGCAAAUUAGGGAAACAACGAGAAGGGAAUGAGGCGAGACAGGAAAAAACCCCUUGUUUCCACGCCCUCGCUUCUCCCCGCCCGAUCAAUCUUCUUUUGCGUUGCAUUCGUGUGGUCGCCUCGCACGCUAGGAAAAGAAAGAGACUGCUCGCAGUCGAUUAUUUAAACUGGAGAGGUAAUUCUAAGCAUUUUCUAAUUUGAAUGUCUCUGCACUUACUUACGACUUAAAAGAUAGUUUGGAGAAUGAGUGAUUAAUGAGACAGACGUUUCUUAGUACUUUCCGGAAUCUUUUUCCGAGUUUUUGUUAACGAUUGAUUAAUAUUUUCGUCGCAUUUCUACAAAGCCUAAAAAUUUAUCAUUAUUUCUCUCCUAACAGAAGAUUAAAUAAGGAAUUUGAGGUGUUGGUAUAUUUAUUUUUAAUUAUUGAUUCAGUCAGUGGAGCAAAAUAAGGUAUUAGUAUGAUUAUUAAAGAGUUCUGAAGCUAAACAAGUUGAUGAGAGGGCAGACCUCAACGCCCCUCAUCGUUCUUUGUUUAUCUGUCGGCCGUGUGUACAGCGCAGGAAGAACGCAAAGCGCGUCUCGGUCGCGGCGUUUUCUCGUGCAUGCGCACGCUACGCGCUCGGCCGUACGUUCUACCGAGAACUUGUAGCAAGCUAUUUCUUCCACCUCGUGGGGGCGAGGGUAACAUUUCUUGGUGGUGAUCGCGUAUACAGAGCCAAAAUUCCCUUUGAACAGCGGCUUUAGGGUAGCGCCACGUCUGGGAGGAGAUUGGAGCGACGCGCACAUAGCCUUGUGUGGCAGAGAGCGGGGACUGAAAUAUAAUUGUCCAAAAUUAUUUGCGUCUGCUGAUUGUAGAGGACGAAUUCAUUGGUUGGUGUGCAUAUAGUCAUGGAGUAAAAUAUUUCAGAGACAGAGCAAUUAAAUAUAAGUGCAUUGAAAUUUCAUGGUGCCAUAGGGGUGCUUAUAAAA
This is a messenger RNA of Orbicella faveolata, 3196 nucleotides long. Its product is annotated as endophilin-B1-like. Gene Ontology annotation, cellular component: membrane; cytoplasm. NCBI's taxonomy places the organism in Eukaryota, Metazoa, Cnidaria, Anthozoa, Scleractinia, Merulinidae. Gene Ontology annotation, molecular function: protein binding. The record is from RefSeq and is a predicted model, not a curated record. Gene Ontology annotation, biological process: membrane organization.